Notolabrus celidotus (New Zealand spotty) is the source of this 2020-nucleotide messenger RNA. RefSeq names its product 3-hydroxymethyl-3-methylglutaryl-CoA lyase-like 1 (gene hmgcll1). The coding region runs from base 222 to 1232 and encodes 336 amino acids. Gene Ontology annotation, molecular function: hydroxymethylglutaryl-CoA lyase activity. The record is from RefSeq and is a predicted model, not a curated record. NCBI's taxonomy places the organism in Eukaryota, Metazoa, Chordata, Actinopteri, Labriformes, Labridae. Gene Ontology annotation, biological process: ketone body biosynthetic process; L-leucine catabolic process. The transcript has 9 exons.
AUCCCCCCAUCCCACUCUGUUUUCACCCCCUCCCUAGGAUGUGGCUACCAUGGCAACUGCUGAAUCAUCCUCCGCCGCAUGCAGCCAUCCUCUCACACAGCAAGGCUCUCCAUCCUCGUGGCAAGCAUUAGCAAAUUGAUCUGAUGCUUCAGUUUCCUAGAUUAUCACCGGACAGUCUCAGAGGACACAGAGGGGCAGCAGGCUGAACAGCAGCCUUUCGGAUGGGUAACGUACCCACUUCAGUGAAGCACUGUCUGAGCUAUGAGCAACUUGUCCAGGACUACCCAUGGCUAAGACGCUGGCUGCUAGAGGAGAAGACCAUCACAGGACAUGAGUACCCAGAGUUUGUUAAAAUAGUCGAAGUUGGGCCAAGAGACGGACUUCAAAAUGAAAAGGAAAUUCUUCCGACGGGGGUGAAAAUCCAGCUGAUAGACAUGCUCUCUGGAACAGGCCUGCCUGUGAUCGAGGCCACCAGCUUUGUGUCUUCAAAGUGGGUACCACAGAUGGCAGACCACAGUGAUGUACUCAGAGGGAUCCAGAGAGUUCCUCAUGUCCAGUACCCGGUUCUGACACCUAACAUGCAGGGCUUUCAGGAUGCCGUUGCAGCUGGUGCUACUGAGGUGGCGGUGUUCGGGUCAGCGUCUGAAACCUUCAGUAAAAAGAAUAUUAACUGCUCUAUUGAUGAAAGCAUGCUGAGGUUUCAGGAAGUCAUUAACACUGCCAAAGAGCACCAGAUUCCAGUCCGUGGAUAUGUCUCUUGUGCUCUUGGAUGCCCCCAUGAGGGAAACAUUGAGCCUUGUAAAGUUGCUCAGGUGGCAAAGAGGUUAUAUGACAUGGGCUGUUAUGAGAUUUCGCUGGGGGAUACCAUCGGUGUCGGUACUCCAGGUUCCAUGCAUAAGAUGCUGCAGAGUGUGAUGAAGGAGGUGCCCUGCAGCGCUCUGGCGGUCCACUGCCAUGACACUUACGGGCAAGCACUGGCCAACAUCCUUGUUGCUCUUCAGAUGGGGGUCUGUGUGGUGGAUUCUGCAGUAGCUGGUCUGGGAGGUUGCCCGUACGCUCAGGGUUCAUCUGGCAACGUUUCAACAGAGGAUGUUCUCUACAUGCUCCAUGGCAUGGGCAUUGAGACUGGCGUGAACCUUCCUAAAGUAAUUGAGGCCGGUGACUUCAUCUGCAAAGCUUUACGUCGCAAGACAAACUCCAAAGUGACCCAGGCAUCGAGCAGAGCACUGUGACGUGUUCCUGUACAGAAAUAUGUUUCAGUAUUUGACUCUUUUCCCUUUUAAGUGCUUCCCCUGUUGUUGCUGCAUUCAGAAUUGUUGCCUAUGCUGCUGUAUUUGAGGUUUUUCUUCCAAAUAGUUUUAAGAAUCCCCAAAAGAUUCAGCCUUGUUUUGUGUUAAACCCAGCUUCACAUUCAUUUAUUCAUUUCUUGAAUCUGUGAGGAGUGGAAGGACAAUCAGAUCAUCGGGUUUUUUGUGAGGUACUUUUUUAGGCUUAUCUUUUUGGUGUAUGUGAUUAGACAUUAGAAAAGUAAGCUACUAACAAGAAAGUUUGGAUAAAGGUCUGAAUGACUUGAUGACUUUUGCAUCUAAACGAAGUGUAGGUUAGUGUUUUCUGUUUCUUUUCAUAGCUCAGUGGCCUGUUAGUAAAAUAAUACCUAAGUCUGCUCUGGCUACUUUCUAAACUCUGAUGUUGUUCAUGUUUCUUGAUGAAGAGAGAAUCUCAGCUUGCACUUUACUUUCUAAAGACCUUUCCAGCUUUUACACCAGCUCUGAUCCUGUGUGGACAACAAUCGAUGUUCAAGAUAACGAUUUAACAUUUUGGCAAGUUUUGAUCUCAGGUUUGCCAAAGAUGUUUUAAGAAGUGCCCAUUGAUCGUAUUGCCAUUAAAAAAUGUUUGCUGUGUUGUAAGCUACCGUUUUAGAGAACCGUCUUUGUAAGUGUAGUCCAGUGUUGUGUGUAUCCUGUCUGAUCAUAUUGUACUUUUCUGUCUGUAACAUGUAAUAAAACGGAAACAAAUCAAA